CUCACCUUAUGAGUCCGCGUUGCUGUGUGCUGUGUGGUGGUAGCAACUUUUUCGUCUCUCCUCUUGUGUGAAAAUUCUGUGAAUUUUCCCAUUUUUCCGUUCAAUGGUGCCAUUCUGAGCCUCAUUUCACUACGCAAACAGAUUAAUUGCACAAAUACUAUUCGUUUACUAGCACGCAUACACGGUUUUUUGGAAAUUUCAUUCAUUCGAAGUGUCGCGGAACGCUAACAAUAAGAUAUAACGGAAGAAGAGCAAAGUGAAGCUAGCGCGAGAGUGAAAAUAGUAAUCCAACAAAAUGUCGGACCCAGACGCAUUAAACAUCGAUCAUCUGAUUGCUAUGCUUUUAGAAGUUCGUGGUGCAAGGCCAGGAAAAAAUGUUCAGCUGUCGGAAAAUGAGAUUCGUGGCUUGUGUUUAAAAUCUCGGGAAAUUUUCCUGUCGCAGCCGAUUCUACUAGAGUUGGAAGCACCUCUGAAAAUUUGCGGUGAUAUUCAUGGUCAGUAUUACGAUCUGCUGCGCUUGUUCGAGUACGGUGGGUUCCCACCAGAAGCGAAUUACCUUUUUCUGGGAGACUACGUAGAUAGAGGAAAACAAUCGCUUGAAACAAUUUGCCUACUACUUGCCUACAAAAUCAAAUACCCAGAAAAUUUCUUCUUGCUUAGAGGAAACCACGAAUGCGCCAGCAUUAACAGAAUAUAUGGAUUCUACGAUGAAUGCAAGAGACGCUACAACAUCAAGAUGUGGAAAACAUUCACGGAUUGUUUCAACUGCUUGCCGGUGGCGGCUAUUGUGGACGAAAAAAUUUUCUGCUGCCAUGGUGGACUGAGUCCAGAUUUGCAAUCAAUGGAGCAAAUUCGACGCAUCAUGAGACCAACCGACGUACCCGAUCAAGGUUUGCUCUGUGAUCUUUUGUGGUCGGAUCCGGAUAAGGACACUAAUGGCUACGGAGAGAAUGAUCGUGGUGUUAGCUUCACGUUCGGCGUGGAUAUUGUUGGCAAAUUUUUAAGUAAACAUGACUUUGACUUGAUAUGCCGAGCCCAUCAGGUGGUUGAAGAUGGAUACGAAUUCUUUGCUAAGCGGCAACUCGUUACUCUCUUCUCUGCACCAAACUACUGUGGCGAGUUCGAUAACGCAGGAGCGAUGAUGUCUGUGGACGACACACUUAUGUGUUCUUUCCAGAUUCUGAAACCAGCUGACAAACGUAAGUUUCAAUACAGCGGCAUAAACUCUGGACGACCGGUUACACCGCCACGAGGUUACAGUAAAAAUAAAAAAAAAUAAGCAGACAAUAGAUAAGAGAGCUAUAUACAAAUUAAAAAAAAAAGAGUUUACGACAUGAAAUCACACCUAACUCUUUUUUACGCGAAAACGAUAGUUGCUUAUUUUUGCCUAAAAUGAGCAUUAAAUUACGACACAAAAAUGCCUGAAAAAGAGUUGAGUGUGAAUAACAGGAUGACUUAGCAGGUAAUAAAUCUUUCAAUGUGAGCUUCAGCUCAUAAUUAUUUAAUAAUGAUUUAAACGUCAAGAAAUCAGCCCUCACGCAUACAUGCACACACUUAUAGAAACAAACAAAUUUAAUAACAGAGAAUACGGUGGCGUUUUUCUAAAACGCCGAAGCUAAUAAUUACUAUUGAAUAUGUUGUGAUAAUGAAUCACAACAGUGCUUGCUCCCUGUGAGAAGUCUUCGAACAAUUUUUAUACCGAUUCCUGUUUUAUCCAGAGCAUAUUUUUCUUGUCUUUUUCUCAGAAAGUUCGACCACUUGUUUGAACACACUAUAAUUAAAGAUACUUAUGAAUUGAAAUUAGUGAUCGCCGACAUUUGACAAAUAGAACUACAACAAGAAUUAAUUAUAAAAAAAAACUUUAUUCUGUUCAAUACGAACAAUGCUUGGCUACAAUUAAAUCAAUGAUGUAUGAUAAUUUUAAAACAUUUAAUAGUUCACAACCAAUAUCUGCUAUUGCAAAAUAUGCUCAUGAAAUUUUAGAAAAUAAAAAAAAAAUGUUUAAUUGAUUAUUCGUUUUUUAAUUGAAGAUUUUAAUUUUUUUGAAUAGCAAAAAUUCAGUACAAUAAUUGUACAUAAAUUAGUGUGUUCUGCGAAAUGGAACAUUGGAACCUAUUUGGGAAAAAUAUUCUUGAUCGAAAUUUUGGAUGUUUUUGUAUUUUUUAUGUUUAUGUUUUCCACAGACAAUAGAUCGAACCUCGUGUAAACAAUGUAAAGUUAAAUGAGAACAAUUGUCUCUAGACUAAGCAGCCAACGUUAUUAUUUUAUUGCAUAUGUUGCAAUUUCCCCGGGACAAAAAAAUUUUGUACACUUUAACCAACUAUCAUUACUUCAACAGAUAUGCAAACAAUUAAGCUUGAAGAGUUUUAGAAUUCGAAUUUUAAUUAUACCAGCAAUUGUGUAGCUAACCGAACUGACCGUGAGUUUCAAUAUACAUGGAAAGAUAAAAAUCGAGCUUAUUCAUUUGUUGUCAUACAAAAAGAUCUGGUAAACUUCAGACUUGUAGAAGGCUUUUGCUUACCACCAAUAAUAUUUGAAAAUAGCCCAAUGCACGUUGGUUGUGGAUUUAUAUGAUUUAAGCGAAUAACGAUUGGUGAGAAGCAAUAUCCAUUAUUCUCAUUUACGACCGACUCAGUCCGAGUCGAGUAAGUUCUCCUAUUUUAACAAAUUAAUGAACAUGUUUCUUUAACUCAUCACCAGGUGGUUUUCAAAAACUGGCCAAAAACAGCAAAUUUUAAGGGAAAAUGGUCGAAGAUUUUACGUUUGCUCCGAAUGUGAGUAUUCUCUUAUAUUUUGUUCGACUUCCUAAUGUUUUUGUUGUUGUUCCUUUUAAUAUCCUUGCUAAUUUCAUGUUAUUGUCAUUUCCUUCUGUGGUGUGGCUAGGCGAGGAGUUAAUAUUUGUUGUAAAUAUUGGCCUAUUUUUAAUUCCUGGUGCAAUACUGUUCAUGAUUCUUGUAACCGAUUAUCAUAUUGUUCAUUUUCUGUUCGUCUCUUCUUGUCCAGAUGAUUGAUUGAAAAUUGUGUACAGGACGGUUCCAAAAAGCGUGCAUAGAUAAAGAUACAAUAUUUGCUUGCAGAAAUAUGUGACAAACAGAGCUAGCAAAAAAACUGUUAGUAUGAGAAAAUGAUAGCGAAAUGAUAACACGAAAUAUUUUCAAUCAAACGCAAGCAUACGGUCUAUGUUGCAUCAACACUAUUGUUUCAAGAAAUGUUAUCUUCACUGUGUCUCUGUUGUUUUGUUUUCGCGAAAUGAAGCGAAAAGUAACCUCAAACAUUUUUUUAAAGCUAAUACUCCGUUGUAAUGAAGCUAAGCGUAUAAUCCUCGCUAUUAUUUUUAAUCAGCAAAUGUAUAAAUGAUACUAACCAAACACUCACGUAUUUUCUUGAUACUUAUAUUAACUCUGUGAUUUGCAGUCUAUAAUUUUUAUUCGAUGUUUCAUUCGAAUGUAUCAUAUGACAAGUCAAACACCGAGUUGCUCUUUCUCAAGCAAAAACGUAAAUAUGGUAACUGAACUGUACAGAAUUACGAAAGCAAGAUUUGUUUUAGAUAGUAAUGUUAUGGCAAAAUUGUAAAAGUGCGAGAUGAUUUUGACACAUACCACAUGAAGCAAAACUGUACUCAUCAAUUUUUGUAUGUAUUUCCUAUUAAACCAUUUUUAUUGACUAAACACUAUUUCAUAACUAAUAAUAAAAUGCCAGAAUUAUGCAUUGUUGGCAAAAUAUUUUAUAAAAUAGUUUAAUAACAGCAAAUGGUUGCCAUUUGACAGCCGCAAACCUAAAUCAGCUAUGACAACAUCAGCAACUAGUAAUAUUGUCACUAUCACUGAUCAAAUGGCAUCUAACGAAGAUCAAACAGAACUUCAACACGACGAGGAUCCCUCUACGGGGCACAUUUUAAAGUUGUGUGAUCCAACAGGGCAGCAACUAGAACAAUUGCAUAAGCUUGAUGAAACAACAUCGACUACUCCGAUAACUGAAAGCCAAGGCUCCGAAAAAGCAGUAACUGUAACACUUAGAGCUGAUCUCAGAGAUUAGCAUUGAGUUCAACUUUUUCCUUCAUCAAGUGCUCCAGCUUCCAACAUCACUAUUGCACAUGAUGACAAAUGAUGAACAUUUUCAAAAAGGCAACAAACAAUAUUCAAUAUAAAAAUUAAGCUACUGUCAUUGGUAGAAUGGUGAAAAUGUAUUGGAACAUAUUUAGAAUAUUUGCAAAAUAUAUUUAAACUUGACGUAGUAAGUAUGUGUGCAGAUGACUAAUGUGCAUAUGAAAAACCAUUGCGUGACAUGGAACAGAAAAACGAGCGUGGAACCAUGCAACAAAAUAGUAGAGGUUUUUUAGUGGAAAUUGUUUUGGAGAGGAAUACUAUUGAAGAAGUACGAUGGUUAUAAUUGUCAGAAAAAAACCCGCGAAAAAUAAUUCAACUUGCAUCAUACAGAAAAUUACUGGUGUAAUAAAAAAUAUCCUAAAUUAUACAGAAA
Messenger RNA from Malaya genurostris, 4479 nucleotides. RefSeq names its product serine/threonine-protein phosphatase alpha-2 isoform. Lineage: Eukaryota; Metazoa; Arthropoda; Insecta; Diptera; Culicidae. The transcript has 6 exons. The record is from RefSeq and is a predicted model, not a curated record. Bases 296 to 1279 code for a protein of 327 amino acids. Gene Ontology annotation, molecular function: protein serine/threonine phosphatase activity. Gene Ontology annotation, cellular component: cytoplasm; nucleus.